Molecule: messenger RNA, 489 nt
Organism: Corylus avellana
Lineage: Eukaryota; Viridiplantae; Streptophyta; Magnoliopsida; Fagales; Betulaceae
Product: major strawberry allergen Fra a 1-2
Biological process (GO): defense response; abscisic acid-activated signaling pathway
Cellular component (GO): cytoplasm; nucleus
Molecular function (GO): protein phosphatase inhibitor activity; signaling receptor activity; abscisic acid binding
Source: RefSeq, a predicted model, not a curated record
AUGGGCGUAAUCACUUACACAGAUGAGUACACCUCUCCUAUCCCACCAGCUAGAUUGUUCAAAGCCUUGGUCAUUGAUGCUCACAUCCUCAUCCCAAAACUCCUCCCACAGGCUGUUAAGAGCAUUGAAAUCAUUCAAGGCGAUGGAGGGGCUGGAAGCAUCAGGCAAAUCACUUUUGCCGAAGGUAGCCAAUUUAGUACUGUCAAGAACCGAAUUGAUGAGCUGAAUGAAAAAACUUAUUACUACAAGUACACGGUGAUCGAAUUCGAAGGUGAUGCCUUGGCUGACAAGCUUGAAUUGAUUGUUCAUGAGGUUCAAUUUGAGGCAACGGCUGAAGGUGGGAGUAAAAAUAAGAUGACAACCAAGUACCAUACCAAGGAUGACGUAGUGAUCAAGGAAGAGGAAAUCAAGGCUGGCAAGGAAAAGGUGCUGGGUAUGUACAAAGUUGUGGAAGGCUACCUCAUCCAGAACCCUGGCGCCUAUGCUUAA